CAAAAAAGUGCAACUCUGCGGCGCUCGAAGGCGUUGGUUGUUCAUCUACCAAGAAAAUUCAUCGUCAUUUUGCAUGAGAAAAAAAAACGUCGAAUUUUUAAUUGUAAUACCUUUUAUACGAAACGAAUAACGGUAGACGCAUAAGAAUCAACAUAUUUGUGCCAUUUUGUAAGCAUUUUAAGUGUCGAAUUCGUACUGAGUGUUUGCAAAAAAAAUAUAUAUAUUUAAUUCUCGCGCAGUUUUCGCAAAUAAAUUAAACAGAACGCAUCGCAUCGCCGCCAACGUCGUCCGUCGUCGGUGUUUGCAUCUUUGCUACUCUCUGCUCUCUGCCAAUUCCAGAACCUCCAAUGACGACGAUUCGCAAGAAAUUGGUAAUUGUCGGCGAUGGUGCCUGCGGUAAAACUUGCCUUCUGAUCGUCUUCAGCAAAGACCAAUUCCCCGAGGUCUAUGUGCCCACCGUCUUCGAGAAUUAUGUCGCCGAUAUCGAAGUCGAUGGCAAACAGGUGGAGUUGGCCUUAUGGGAUACAGCUGGUCAGGAGGAUUAUGAUAGACUGCGACCGCUGAGUUAUCCCGACACUGAUGUUAUACUUAUGUGUUUCUCAGUGGAUUCACCCGAUUCGCUAGAAAAUAUUCCCGAAAAAUGGACGCCAGAGGUCAAACAUUUUUGUCCCAAUGUUCCAAUCAUUUUGGUAGGCAAUAAGAAAGAUUUGCGAAAUGAUCCUAACACAAUUCGGGAUCUGGCAAAGAUGAAGCAGGAGCCGGUUAAGCCGCAGGAGGGACGCGCUAUGGCUGAGAAGAUAAAUGCCUUUGCCUAUUUGGAAUGUUCGGCCAAGUCCAAGGAGGGUGUGCGAGAAGUUUUCGAGACAGCAACCAGGGCUGCACUGCAAGUUAAAAAGCGGAAGAAGCCCAAAUGCCUUUUGCUCUAAAAGAGCAAAUAACAAAAAAAAGAAUUCUAUACAUACACAAACACACACACCCAUGUACACACAUAUACACACUCACACACACCUUUUACGAGAAUAACAACAACAACUACUGCAAUCAGCUAGCAUGAUGCGGGAUCCGGCAACAAGCAGAAAGCAACGGCAGCAAUAACACCUAUAGCUACAGCCACAAACAAGCUACAACACACAACAACAACAAGAAUAUGAAGAUGAAACGGGCAAACAAAACAAAAACAACAAAAAAAGAAGAAGAAGGAAUGUCAAACGCGGAUUUGAUUUUAUAUACAGUCUAGAGUAGUUAUUAACCGAAGUAAACAACAAUAAUAAAUAUCGCAUUAUUAUUA
Molecule: messenger RNA, 1288 nt
Organism: Drosophila grimshawi
Lineage: Eukaryota; Metazoa; Arthropoda; Insecta; Diptera; Drosophilidae
Gene: Rho1
Product: ras-like GTP-binding protein Rho1
Exons: 5
Coding region: 348-926 (192 amino acids)
Biological process (GO): small GTPase-mediated signal transduction; cell migration
Molecular function (GO): GTPase activity; GTP binding
Source: RefSeq, a predicted model, not a curated record